Molecule: messenger RNA, 2412 nt
Organism: Periophthalmus magnuspinnatus
Lineage: Eukaryota; Metazoa; Chordata; Actinopteri; Gobiiformes; Gobiidae
Gene: anks1ab
Product: ankyrin repeat and sterile alpha motif domain containing 1Ab
Exons: 14
Coding region: 59-1789 (576 amino acids)
Cellular component (GO): cytosol
Molecular function (GO): protein binding
Source: RefSeq, a predicted model, not a curated record
CUUACGCCAGUAGUGCAAGUGGACAGCAAAUCAAGGAAGUUACACCAACAGCUUCAGCAUGGCUCAGUGUCCAUCAGAGGCCAGUGCAGACAGUUUGAUUCCAGAUGUAAGGAACAAUAUAAACUCAAGUGAACUUUCUACAGAGACUCCAUCAGUGAGAGCCCGACCGGGAGAACUGGCAUUGAUCUGCAGUCUGUCCAAGUCAGACUCGGACUUAUUGUUGUCCCCCGUGGGUGAGGACGAUGAAGGUUUGGCUGGACGCAGUGGAUCGGUGUCAAACUGCAGUUCUGGGCAAACAGCCAUGAAGCGCAUGCCUUCUUUUGCCUCGGAGUGGGAUGAGAUUGAGAAGAUCAUGAACUUGAUUGGAGCUGGCAUAGAGUCCAAAAAGACCACCCCAACUUCAGAUGGGGCCUGUGGUAAAGCCCUGGACCAGCCUGUGGGAGAGUGGCUGGAGCACGUGGGGCUGCCGCAGUACGAGAGCAAGUUCCUGCUCAAUGGUUUUGACGACCUACGAUUCAUGGGAAGUAACGUGAUGGAGGACCAAGAUCUCAGAGACAUGGGGAUCACUGACCCAGGACACCGUAAGAAAAUCCUGCAUGCGGCACGCAGCUUGCCGAAGGUGAAAGCACUGGGCUGUGAUGGUAGUACAUCUCUUGCCUCGUGGCUUGAUGGCCUUGGACUGCAUGAGUAUUUGCCCAACUUUCUCACUACUGGUUACCGCACGCUGGAGUGUGUUAAAAACCUGUGGGAACUAGAGAUUGUCAAUGUUCUUAAAAUUGGCCCUUUGGGACACCGUAAAAGGAUCAUUGCCUCCCUUGCAGAGAGACCAUAUGAAGAGGCACCCUCCAAGUCCCGACGUCUCUCUCCAAUCAUGUUCCAUGACCUGCUGUCCCAGGGUAACACUCCCCUGGGACAGCUGGACCCCUACACCAGUCGCUCCAUGGACAUGCUCCUUCCUUUGACUGAGUCCGAUCGCCGCAGGAGGGGCUUCGACCAGGACUGUAGUGCGUCUCUGCGGUCAUACAGUGAGAGACCAAGAUCUGUGGAAAGGCAUAGUGAAAGACAUAAAGAUCGCUUUAACCUUCGACCCACAAGCCAUUCUGCUACCUAUGCCACAGUGUCCGCAUGGCAUCACCAACCUGAAAAACUCAUCUUGGACUCCUGUGGAUAUGAGGCCACUUAUUUAGGGUCAUUGAUAAUCAGGGAUCUACGAGGGAUUGAGUCCACACAAGAUGCCUGUGCUAAAAUUAGGAAAUCAAAGGAUUCAAGAAAGGGUCCAGUCGUCAUAUUAUCUAUUACAUAUAGAGGUGUCAAGUUCAUUGAUGCAGCUUCAAAGACCAUAAUUGCGGAACAUGAGAUCAGGAACAUUUCUUGUGCUGCACAAGACCCAGAUGACCUGUGCACAUUUGCUUACAUUACCAAGGAUCCGAAAAGUGGUCACCACUUGUGCCAUGUCUUCAGCACUGUUGAAGUGACUCAGACAUAUGAGAUCAUCUUAACGCUGGGACAAGCCUUUGAGGUGGCCUAUCAGGUGGCCAUGCAGUCCAGAGCCAGACAUUACGCCCAGGUGUCAGCCCAGAAUCCGGAGGUCGUUGAAGCUAAAACCAGUCGCCCCAUCUCCCAGUCCUGGAGCAAUAUCCGCAGAUCAGCAGGUGCCCCUCAGCUCGAAUGCCGCUGCUGUCACUGUCACACAUGUACUACCCACCGCCCCUCCUUCCUCCCGUUGCACUCUGUUAGCCCUGCAGUCCAGCUCACCCCAGCGUUCAAGUUUCCGGAUACCAAGCUGUGAGUUGAAGGGGAGCAGCCGAUGUGAGUGUGUUUGCGUGUGUUGAAAUAGUAGGAAAAGCAGUGGAAACAGAUAGAGAGAAAAAGAGAGGUAAGCUUUAUGCAACAGCAGGGCCAACUAGCACUACUCUGACAUUUAGAGCGCACUAUGUAGACCCCUGUCCCAUGAUAUAAACCCCCCCACAGACAAAUGUAAACUGUACCACGGGCCCACAGGACCUCUGUAUCACUCCUGUCUCGAGAAGGUUAGCCUUGGAGGCCCAGGCUGUUUCCUGACCUCAUGGUGACUGCCCAAUCCUGUCAUUGUAGGUACUGUAUGUUUAGACUACUGUAGACCAUUUCUAUUGAUUCAGGUCUAUUGAAGAUACUUCCUGUGGAAAUUAUUCUGGAGAAAAUGUUUGAAAAUGUAGAGAAAAAACUGUACCAGCAUAUAAUGCUUUGCCCAUGUUUGUGGACAGAGUAUGGUUUGUCAAUGAAAAAAAUGUGAUGUUUAAAAUUUCAAAGCAAUAUUAUAAUAAUUAAAUUAAAUAAUACAAUGACUAAGGAUCCAAUGUCUGAUUUAUCUGGUUUGUAAAAUGGUGGUUAACUGAAAUAUGCCAACAUUUCAGAAUACCCACCUUUUUUGAA